This is a messenger RNA of Colletes gigas, 7939 nucleotides long. RefSeq names its product protein retinal degeneration B (gene rdgB). The transcript is spliced from 21 exons. The record is from RefSeq and is a predicted model, not a curated record. Gene Ontology annotation, molecular function: phosphatidylinositol transfer activity; phosphatidylcholine binding; phosphatidylinositol binding. NCBI's taxonomy places the organism in Eukaryota, Metazoa, Arthropoda, Insecta, Hymenoptera, Colletidae. The coding region runs from base 1255 to 4893 and encodes 1212 amino acids. Gene Ontology annotation, cellular component: cytoplasm. Gene Ontology annotation, biological process: phospholipid transport.
GGAUCGAUCAAUAGGCCAGGGAGGCGACGGAGGCGGCUAACGGCGGCUGUCCAGCCAGUGACGGCUUCAGCAAUUUGCAUUGCAAAUCAUUCGUAAUUAAGAAUCUCGAGCAAUCGCUUGAAAUUCACCUCGUUACAUCCCCGGUCUCCCUGUCGGCGCUAACUGCCAUCUGCAUCUUCCCCCGAAACCCGUAACAACCACUCUCGUAAACAUUCGUGUUUUAACGUCCAUGCAAACAGCAUUUCAACGCGUGAAUUUCUCUAGUACCUGGAAAUUUACCUUUGCGUUAAUUUCUCGGUUACGUAAAUUUCUAUGGAUUAAAGUAGCAAAUUGAAUAUCGAAGCUCGACGUAAGUAAGGAAUUAAGGGUGCUCUGAGGAGACCCAAAGGAGGCGCCCGUGUUUGACGGCACUGUGUCCGGAUCGCUGGGCCGCGGGGGCGGCAGGGGGCGCUCCGAUUGGUCCAGCUCGAUUUCGUGGAUUCGAGAAGUCGCGCGUGCCAACGGGCCCGCCAAUCGGAGCGGCCUCUGGCCCGUCAGUCGGUGGCCGCGCGUUGCCGACGUAACGUCGUGACAUCUUUGUGUCGCGUUAACCCUUUCUUUCGACGAAUGUUCCAACGCCUGCUUUCCUGUGCGUUGCCUUAUCAAACACGUUUGACAGGAACGCGCAACAUUGUUUCAGCUUUCUUCGUCUCGUUCGUUCUUUGCCAAGUUCUCUGCCCCGCCUGGCAAAAGAAAAAAAAAAGAAACAAGUGAUAUUUCGUAAUCUCGUGUACCAUGCGUGUCGGGGACUCUUGCCUGGAAUUCGAACGAUGUGACUGUGCAAAGUACGCGUGAAAAAGUCACGCGCGAGUGUCUGCUACUCGAGCGGAGCGACGACACGCUUCAUGCACGAUACGUUUUUACGGAAAACCUAAUCGAGCAACGUCAUUCGUGAUAAGUACGGGCAGAUGCCUCGAUAAUCAUUCGUUUCGCGUCCUUUAUCGACUCGGACGCUUGCCGGUCUUCCCGCGAUUUGUCCGUACGAAGGUGUGGCGCGAAAAGCACGGUGCACCAGUGAGAGGAAGCAGGACGAGCGAUCGCCUCGUUGCACCGACCACCAAUCUGCCCUAUUUCCGUGAUGCUCAAGGUUAAGGAAACCCCUUGCUCGAUCGCGUCUGCGUUACCAUGAAGUUGAACGACAAAGAAGAGACGGCAAUCUUCGAUCGACGAGUGUCUUUCACGAGAGCGGGUAGAAGAUAAAUAAGAUCAGCAAAAAUGUUGAUAAAAGAGUAUCGAAUACCGUUGCCUCUCACCGUGGAGGAAUACAGAAUUGCUCAGCUUUAUAUGAUUGCGAAAAAAUCUCGCGUAGAGAGCCAAGGAGCAGGCAGCGGUGUAGAGAUCAUAGUAAACGAACCUUACAGCAACGGACCAGGUGGAAAUGGACAGUACACACACAAGGUUUACCACGUGGGCCGUCAUCUUCCGGAAUGGUUCAAGAGUUUGUUACCGAGAUCUGCGUUGAUAGCCAAAGAAGAAGCAUGGAACUCUUAUCCUUACACGAAGACACGUUACACCUCUCCCUUCAUCGAAAAAUUCUCUAUCGAGAUAGAAACGUACUAUUUUCCUGACAAUGGCUACCAGGAGAAUGUGUUCAAGCUCAGCGGUAGCGAUCUAAGGAACAGGAUCGUUGACGUAAUCGACAUUGUCAAGGACCAGCACAUGGGCGACUAUGUGAAAGAGGAGGACCCAAAGUUAUACGUAUCCCAGAAAAGUGGCAGAGGACCGCUCUCCGAAUCAUGGCUGGAAGAUUACUGGGCUGACGUAAAAGGCAAGCAACAGCCAACGCCGGCCGGGAAGUCGUUGAUGUGCGCCUACAAGCUAUGUCGCGUAGAAUUCCGUUAUUGGGGCCUGCAAACAAAAUUAGAAAAGUUCAUACACGACACGGCUCUGCGGAAAACCAUGUUACGCGCGCACACGCAAGCUUGGGCCUGGCAGGAUGAGUGGAUCGGCCUGACGAUGGAGGACAUCCGAGAAAUCGAACGUCAAACUCAGCUGGCGCUGCAGCGAAGGAUGGGAGCCGUCGAGGGCGGCGAAGAGGCCACCGAGGAUAACCAAGAUAUGUCCACGUCCAACGCGUCUCCUCAGGACUCGGACGUCGCCAUGACUUUAGCCGCCACCCUGGGAAGCAUAGAGAAGAACGAGGACCUGCAGAGUCCGCAAAGCGUCCGAAAAUCGUCCGACAUACCAACGACGAACACGACAGGUAGCUCCGAAGGCGAGGUCAGCCCCGAAGACUCACCGACCGAAGUACCUGAACUCAGGAAUGCCCUCACCGAGGAUAAAGACGCCAAGAAAGGAUGGAAGAAGAACAAAACGUCGGUGCAUUCGCCCUGUUCGAACAAGAGUUUCGACAUGCAGAUAGCGAACUGGCGGAUGGAAAGCAUCGUCAGGGAAUCCGAGUCGGGUAGCGAGGACGAGUUCUUCGAUUGUCAAGGUAAAACGCCAGUUCAUCUUGCACAGCAUGACGCUGGGUUCGUUAUACCUAUUAUACGCGAAGAAGAGGAGGACAAUACGUUCACUCCGACCAGCACUACGAACAAAGAAGACGACACAAUAUUCUCGCCUUCCUACCUCCAACGAAUGGCUUGUGAACGUAGCAGUAAAAGAUUGCAGAUCUCGACAUCGGCCAGCAUCGACGUCUCGUGUCCAGCUUCGCCUCAACAUUCACCGACCCAUCAUCCUUGCAAAACUACCGUGCUUCUUAUCGUGAUGCAUGCUGGAAGCGUUUUAGACGCCAACGUUGACUUGACCGCGAAGAAAUCGGACAUUACAACGUUCAAAGGAGCCUUCGAGUCGGUCAUGAGACAACACUAUCCCAGUAUGGUUGGACACGUCGCCAUUAAAUAUGUUUCCUGUCCCUCUAUCUGUACAGAAGGUCUGGGUAUCUUGUCCAGUCUAAGUCCAUAUAGUUUUGACGUGUCACCUUCUUCUACGGAUGCCCCUCAAGUGACGCACGACACUAUCCCAAUUGGUGCGAUACCAUUGUUCGCUAGUUCCACUCCUGAAUAUCAAGAUGCUGUCUCGCGAGUCAUAGCUGGAGCUAAUCAAGUUUACCACGAGUUUAUUAAAAGCGAAGAAGGCCGUGGUUUCACAGGGCAGAUUUGCUUCGUCGGAGACUCGGUGGGAGCGAUUUUAACGUUUGACGCUUUGUGUAGAUCAUCCCAUUCUAGGCAUAAUAACGAAAACAAUAUUUUAACCAACCAAGGCGUCGAGAACAAUGAAGACGGUAAACAUUUGGCUGCACCGUCUCCUAGGAGAAAAUCAUCCGGCUCGAGCGAUAGCCAACAGCUGUGUAAAUUGGACUUCGAUGUAGGAGAGUUUUUUAUGUUCGGCAGUCCGCUUGCUUUAGUUCUGGCGUAUAGAAAAAUUUCUUUGGGCGGCGAUAAGAAUAGUAAUAUAAAAAGGCCGUUUGUAAAUCAGGUGUACAACUUAUUCCAUCCUACGGAUCCCGUAGCUGCUAGGCUAGAGCCACUGAUCUCAGCGAAAUUUUCUCUCCUUCCACCCGUUAACGUGGCUCGGUACCAAAAGUAUCCACUCGGGAAUGGCCAACCGUUUCAUUUGUUGGAAGCAAUUCAGACAAACCCACAACUAUUUACCGAUAAUCUAAACAUUCCAAAUGUAUCGAUGUCUCACGUGAGGCGACUGUCCGAUAUAUCGAUUCACAGUACCAUGUCCGGUAUGAUUGAAAAUGUUCCUUUACAAGUAGUAUCUAAUUUAACGCAAAAAUGGUGGGGUACAAAGAGAUUGGACUAUGCUCUCUACUGUCCAGAAGGUUUAGCGAAUUUUCCUACGAACGCUUUGCCGCAUCUUUUUCAUGCUAGUUACUGGGAAUCUUCCGACGUGAUUGCAUUCAUUGUACGACAAUUAGGGAGAUUCGACUCACCGAUACUUACUAACGAAGAGAAAGAAUUAACUUCCUUCCGUCCAGGUCAACCUAGAGAAAAGUGGAAUAAGAAACGCACUUCUGUUAAGUUAAAGAAUGUUGCUGCCAAUCAUAGAGCGAAUGAUGUAAUUGUUAGAGAAGGAGCACCUCAAGUGUUGGUUGCUAGAUUUAUGUACAGUCCGAUCGACGUUAUCGCUUUAACAGGCGAGAAGGUGGACGUACACAUUAUGAAGGAUGAUCCUGCAGGAGAAUGGACGUACUUAUCGACCGAAGUAACUGAUAAAAAUGGUAGAAUAACGUAUAAAAUACCUGAUGACAAAGCGUUAAGCUAUGGACUUUAUCCAGUUAAAAUGAUUGUUAGGGGCGAUCAUACAUCCGUAGACUUUUUCUUGGCUGUGAUUCCACCUAAAACAGAAUGUGUGGUAUUUAGUAUAGACGGUUCGUUUACGGCAAGCAUGUCUGUUAGUGGGAAGGAUCCAAAAGUUAGGGCAGGAGCUGUUGACGUUGUCAGGCACUGGCAAGAACUGGGCUAUUUAAUUAUUUAUAUUACCGCGAGGCCUGACAUGCAGCAGCAGAAAGUUGUUUCCUGGCUGUCUCAACAUAACUUUCCGCAUGGACUCGUGUCCUUUGCGGACGGUCUUUCGACGGACCCUCUUGGUCACAAAGCUGCGUAUUUAAACAAACUCGUUCAGGAACACGGUGUAAUAAUUCAUCACGCGUACGGCAGUAGCAAAGAUAUUAGCGUUUACACUGCAAUUAAUCUUAGGCCAAAUCAAAUUUUCAUCAUCGGAAAAGUGCCAAAGAAGCACCACACUCUGGCGACGAUUCUUCACGAUGGUUAUGCCGCUCAUUUAACCAUGCUACAGGCGCACGGUGGUUCGAGACCUGCUCAGGGUAAUGCGCGCAUGGUGAUCCCGAGAGGUCAGUUUGGUUUACCCGGACUAAAUGCUUCUCUACGGCGGAGAAGGUAAUGAUUCAUUCGAUCCUUGCUAUCCUCGACGUUCAGAUGUUUCGGUCGCCGCAGAACGCUGGAGGUGUCAUGCGUGUGCGAUAAGUGUUGUCUCCUAGAAAGAGGACACGCUGGCCGUGUGUAAGGCAUUUCGGAGAUUAAUCAAAAACUCUAUUGUCUGUACAUAGAUAACGCUGUAUUUUUAUAGCUGGACAUACUGUGAUGUCAGUAUGAAAAUUUCAAUGCGAAAGUAGUUAUUUCAGAGGUAAUCGAUGAUGGUGCGAUCUUCGUAUUCGAAUCGCGGCCGAAUCAAUGUUAACUAAAACCCGUGUAUGUCGAGAGAUUUCUCUAUAAAAACAAUCCUAGACUACGAGAACAAGGUACUUAAACCACGAAUAAUCUAAGUAGUCUUGGCAUGGUAUAAUCCAUAAGAAAACAAACGAUAUAGACCAGCGAAUGUCUUCGAUACUCUGGUUCGGUGUUUCUCAAAUUUGAUUCGAGUUUGAGAAACGCUACUUUAGUCUAUAUCGUAUGUUCGGGUAUAGAAAUCAUCCUUACGUGACGUCCGCUGUAUACAGUAAUAAGCAGCAGUUGGAUCGCGACUACGUCCAAUUUCGAUUGGGAAAUAUUUCUGUAGUUGCAUCUAGUACACACCACCAUAAUCUAUGUACAGUACUGUCAUCCAUGUUGGUACACAUCAUUCUCAUCUUCCCUUUUUCUUCUUUCGCUUUUUGCGUUAGAAUGAGACGCUGCGUUUACGGAUAGAAAGAUAGCAUUUUGAUCAGUUCUGUUUAUUAUCGUAACCGUAGGCGUGCAUAUGCCCUUAACGUUUCACGUUGGAUCGGCGUAACCUUUCAUUUUCCAAUGUUAGGAGCGACCUUAACGACAAUUAAUUUUUCUAUUUAUCUAAUACGUAUUUUUCAUUCUCUUUAGCUGUUAGAUAAAGAGUUUGAACAAUGUUUAAAGCUUAUAAGUUUCUUCCUUACAGGUACCUGUUAUGAAGAUAUGUCUAGUCACGCAGCGUAGUCGAUAUCAUGCUCUCGGUAAAAGCCGCCGCCAAUUCUACGCUCAAACUUAAUGUUUUAUCUGUCAGCCAUACAUAUGUCCAGUAUUUAUGGUUAAUCAACAUAUGAGUGUCUAGAUGUACAGAGACUAAACAGUUUUUUCGUUACCUCCAGAAAUGGUCUGAUCUCACUCUUUAACGACCAAGGUAAACCAGAGCCCCUUACCGCUUGAAAUCUGUUAGGUGGAAUGUUUGUGUUACAGAAAACAUUAAGCUGGAUCCACCACCGACGAUCGAAUCAUCUUUCACUAAAUAGGAGUUCACAAAAAUUUUUAUACGAGCACAAUUGCGUCAUAAUCGAGCGUCUUCUUUUUCAAUUUAAAUUAUUCUUUGCGUUUCGAUUCGGUGGUAGAUCGGGCUGAGAUAUCUGCUUGUACAAGAGACUAACAGCACGACUGAACAUUUAAUACAACAGAAGCUCUGACACGAUGCACGAUUAUACUUGUGAAUGCCGUUACAAAAACACUACGAUACACGGACAUAACGGUGUACCGUCGAAUCGACAGCUAUUUUCACUAAUUCACGCGUUCUACAACUGUCUUUCAAUAUGCUUCUGACACGAUAUUUAAGUAUCCUUUCUAGCUAUGUAUCAAAACCCUGCAGACGGAGCGGAUAUGCAGAUCCUACAGCGACUCGAGCCACUCUUUACACACGGUAUUGCCUCUCUUUUUACAAUCAAAUCGGUACUUGACUAAACGCAAACAAUGAUUGGGACGAGUCCGUCGCAAGUAUCCCUAACGUAUACUGAUGUAAGAAACGAGGCAGAACUGUAUUUGGAGCCAGUCAGCUUGUAUUUUGAAUUAGAUCCAGCUGAAGGGACUUUUUCUUAUUUCGUGUUUCAUUGUACCCAUUCUCUCUACUAAAGCAACUUCCAUUGUAGAGGCUCCAUUGAAGGAAAUUGUUAACUACGUACGAAACAAAUCCUUCCACAAUGGAAGGUGUGCUCAUACACAUACGUUUGUUUACUCAUUCAAGGAAUGUACGAAUAAUCCACUCUGCAUCGCUGUCAUUCCAGACGAGACAGCCUUCAUCGUCAUUCGAUCAUUCAUUCGUGCUUCUUUACUCACGGAGAUGUUAUAUUUCUAUCACGCUUUCAGUAUUAACAUCCAAACACGCCGCUAGUUCUUCUAUGCUGUUAAUCCAUGUCCUCAUCUGCUUCCACGUUCGGCGAUCUACGCACGUCUCGUUGAUCGAUGCGGUAUAUUACUUGUCACGAUUGUGCUACAACAUAUUUAAAUAACGUUCGAGAGAUCCUUCGUUGGAAGAUACACGUCUUAGAUUUAGACUCGUAGAUUUUAGUCGAAUCUAAUUAUGUUUAAUGAAAAGUAAUCGGGGACGAUUGUCGAUUUAGAGUUAGCAAGACGAAGCAGGGACCACUACGCAAUGGAUUUCGCUCGAUAAGAAGAACGUUAACCGGACAUUUGAUUCUAUCUAACGCUGGGAACUUGAACGACCGAUUCAAUUUCCUAGCGCGGUUUUGCGGAGAAACAUCUACACGUCAAUAAGCAACAAUAACUUAAUUCUUCAGGCAUGAUUCAUGAUAACCCUGCAGCCGAUAGUAAAUCAGACUCGUUUAACGCUUAUCCUGUUUGCCAGUUUUUUAACAAUUUGAUCGUAUCUUUAACUUUUGAGGGUGCUUAAGGAAACACGCUGCUCAGAACAAUUAUGAAUAUUUAAAAACUUGAAGAUCAAAAGUUUGGUUUGUAGUCUUUUAGUGGCAAGCACGGUCUAAUUAUUCUGAGCAACGUAGUAGACGACAGACCCAUAUUGACUAGCAGUACGUUAUACAUGCACAAGUAUAUAAAAUUUUGAAACGCACGGAGUUUAUUCGACAAUAAUUUACUAACACCGACGAACGAUAGCUCUUUCAGGCUGGUCAAGCGGGCAAUGACGCAACCGAUUCCAAGCAGGAUGCUGUUGCCUUUGGAGAGAUCAACGAGCGUCGGUCCUUCGAUUUCGUCGCAGACUGGACCAGCCAGAAGAACCACGGCACCGGAGAAACUCU